Diatraea saccharalis (sugarcane borer) is the source of this 1770-nucleotide messenger RNA. NCBI's taxonomy places the organism in Eukaryota, Metazoa, Arthropoda, Insecta, Lepidoptera, Crambidae. The record is from the annotation of a GenBank genome assembly.
AUGCCUGCAAUUGGUAUAGAUUUGGGUACAACAUACUCUUGCGUAGGCGUUUGGCAACACGGAAAUGUGGAGAUUAUUGCUAAUGAAAUGGGCAACCGUACAACCCCAUCAUAUGUUGCUUUCACGGACACCGAACGUCUUAUUGGAGACGCUGCGAAGAACCAAGUUGCUCUAAAUCCUAGCAACACAAUAUUUGAUGCCAAACGUCUCAUUGGACAGAUAAGCAGUAUGGUGUUGUCGAAAAUGAAGGAGAUAGCUGAAGUGUAUUUGGGGACCAACAUAAAAGAUGCCGUGGUAACUGUGCCAGCCUAUUUUAAUGACUCUCAAAGACAAGCUACGAAAGAUGCAGGAUCUAUUGCUGGAUUAAACGUUCUUCGUAUUAUCAACGAACCUACAGCCGCUGCUCUUGCUUACGGACUUGAUAAAAAUUUGAAAGGAGAAAGAAAUGUUUUAAUUUUUGAUCUCGGUGGAGGUACUUUUGAUGUGUCUAUCCUUACAAUAGAUGAAGGAUCACUCUUUGAAGUUAAAGCUACUGCCGGUGAUACCCAUCUAGGAGGAGAAGACUUUGACAAUAGACUUGUAAAUUUCCUUGCUGAUGAAUUUAAAAGAAAGCACAGGAAGGAUCUUAGAACGAAUCCAAAGGCCGUUCGUCGUUUGCGAACUGCAGCAGAGCGAGCAAAACGAACUUUAUCGUCUAGUACUGAAGCCAGUAUUGAAAUAGAUGCUUUAUAUGAGGGAAUAGACUUUUUCUCGCGUAUCUCCCGGGCUCGUUUUGAAGAACUCAAUUCUGAUUUGUUUCGUAUAACUUUAGAACCGGUGGAAAAAGCAUUGAAAGAUGCGAAGAUGGAUAAAAAUUCAAUUCACGAUAUAGUUUUAGUAGGCGGAUCUACUCGUAUACCUAAAAUCCAAAGUUUACUUCAAAACUUUUUUAACGGAAAGAAGCUAAACUUGACUAUAAACCCCGAUGAAGCCGUCGCUUACGGAGCUGCUGUGCAAGCUGCCAUCUUGGGUGGCGAGCGCCACUCAAAAAUACAAGAUGUCUUGCUUGUUGACGUGACACCUUUGUCACUCGGUAUCGAGACAGCUGGAGGAGUAAUGGCUAAGAUUGUCGAACGUAACGCCAAAAUACCCUGCAAACACUCUCAAACCUUCACGACUUAUUCUGACAACCAGUCCGCUGUCACCAUUCAAGUGUAUGAAGGCGAGAGGGUUAUGACGAAAGACAAUAAUUUACUAGGAACGUUUGAUUUGACUGGUAUCCCGCCAGCACCAAGAGGUGUACCACAGAUCGAUGUGGCGUUUGAUAUGGACGCAAACGGUAUUCUGAACGUAUCAGCUAAAGAAAACAGCACAGGAAAGAGUAAGAAUAUAGUGAUAAAGAAUGAUAAAGGCAGACUUUCGCAAGCAGAAAUAGAUAGGAUGUUGUCUGAAGCUGAGAAAUAUAAAGAUGAAGACGAUCGUCAAAGAGAUCGCGUGGCGUCUCGUAACAAACUGGAAACAUACUUGUAUGGAGCUAAACAAGCGAUCGACGAAGCUGGUAGCAAGCUCGGGGAGGGGGAGUGUUCGAAAGCUCGCCGAAAGUGUGAUGAGGUUUUAAAAUGGUUAGAUGCAAAUUCUUUGGCUGAAAAGGAGGAAUAUGAAGACAAGUAUAAGGAAGUGAAUAGAGUUUGUGCACCCUUAAUGAAGAAGUUGCAUGUUGGGGGUGGUAGCCGCCAGGGAGGCGCCACCGGCGGAGGCAGCGAUGGUCCCGUUAUUGAAGAAGUGGAUUGA